AUGUUCGCCAGCACGAUCGGCCAUCUGUUAAUGAUCGGAGAGUUCAUCUUUACGACGGGUCUGGUGAUUCACAUCUUGCUAUCCUCCCUCGCCGUAUACAAGGCCUGUAGCUCGUCGCUCGGUCGCUUACUACGAAACGCAUCACACCUGCUUGCCGUGAUCCUAAUGGCCGCGGGAUUCCUUGGAAGCAUGAUCAAGCCGCCACCAUCAGAGGAAUGCCCCGAUACUCCUAGCAACUUUACGCCAGACCGGGACGGAAUCGAAUUUCUCCAACGGGAGGUGCGCGAGCUCGCGAAGAUAUCGCCAGGCAUUUCGCAAGUGCACGGGACGUAUCACGUGGAUGUUGACGCUCUUUUUGCAGUUCGCGUGGCCGUCUCGAGCGCCUGUGCGGAUCUGAAGAUCGCGACCAUGCAAGAUUGGCUCCAGAAACUAGAGAUGGUUGAAGAUGUGAUGGCCCUGGGCGACGAUUGCCGCUCCUUCAAGUCACACAGCGCCGAGAGUGCCGGACCGCUCUUGCAACACCUGGCCAGCAUAGAGGCGAGCGCAAAGCGUGAGCUCGAUCACCGAGUAGGAUCUCAAUCAGCCGGCCAGAUUAGUGUUGCGAGUCUGGGGAACAUUGUAGACCAAUGCGCGGCUGCCAUUAGUACCAUCAAUGAGCUCCAAGUGUCCUCCAAAGCGGACGAUGUCUGCACUGGGGCUAUACCUCGCAUCGACGCAAUCUCCAAGCACGUGCGCACCGGAGACCAAGGUACGGUCCUCGCCGAUGUGGCGAAGCUGCAGUGCUCGCCAAAAGUAGUGGUGUGA
Messenger RNA from Ramularia collo-cygni, 804 nucleotides. RefSeq lists its product as uncharacterized. The record is from RefSeq and is a predicted model, not a curated record. Bases 1 to 804 code for a protein of 267 amino acids. NCBI's taxonomy places the organism in Eukaryota, Fungi, Ascomycota, Dothideomycetes, Mycosphaerellales, Mycosphaerellaceae. The transcript has a single exon.